Molecule: messenger RNA, 1668 nt
Organism: Chaetomium fimeti
Lineage: Eukaryota; Fungi; Ascomycota; Sordariomycetes; Sordariales; Chaetomiaceae
Exons: 2
Coding region: 200-1423 (407 amino acids)
Source: RefSeq, a predicted model, not a curated record
UGAAUCUCGACAUCCUGUUAGCAUGUUCCCCCCGAGACCCCACGCUAUCUGAGCAGACGUUCGGGUCAGCGCAAAGCGGGGUAGGUUUGUCGUUGAGGCUGUGAAACAGCUGAGGUAUCCCAACGACGCUUCUCUCUCCUUUAAAUUGACCGCGCCCCCCUGCUAUUGCUCUUUCCCAUCCUCACUCAUCCUCCACGCAAUGGCAGACCCAAUAAGCCUAGCUUCGGGCCUCCUGGCCUUGGUUACAUUUGCGCUCAAAUCGAGCACCGUGCUCUAUGAUACGGUCCAGAGCUAUCGCAGCCAUCCCAAGAAUGUGCGCGAUCUCAAGGACGAGCUUGAAGCUCUCGCUGGAGUCUUGCAAGCGUUAUCCGAGACGGUGAAGCAAAACAAGGACACAGAUUUUACGGCUCUUAAGCUACCAUUACUCCGAUGCGGAAAUGCCUGCGGGGAGUUCGGCGAGGCGCUUGCGCAUUGCUCGUCGCGCUCCGGUGGAUCUAAAACAAGCUUUCGCGACUGGGCGAAGCUGAAGUACAUGGGCGACGGUAUCGACGAGUUUCGGAGGAUGCUGGCUGGGUACAAGUCAACCAUAAACAUCGCGCUCGCUGACGCGAACCUCCGACAAUCCUCCGUCACCAUCGAAGGCCUUGAAACAUACAAAGUUAUGAUCAAGGACGCCACGGCCGAUCUUGAAGAUCACCUCAAAAGCAUCGAUUCAAAGCUCGAAUCCACUUUCUCACGAGCCGCCGAUGAGUCUGCCGGGGACGCGACGCAAAUGCGGCAGAUGCAGGAGGAGAGGUCGAGCACGCAGCAGGGCCUCGCCAUUUGCGCUCAGUUGUCGGCUCAUAUCGCCCGGGUCCAGCCCCGGUUAGCAGCUGAUCACGGCCAGGGGUCUACCGAUGCCCGCGCGGUGCCUCCUGCUGUGGCCGAACGUAUCACCAGGGAAGGCCUAGAGGAAUGUCAAGACGCUCUCAUCAACACGGCGAACCGGUUAGAGAAACACCUGAAGAGCAUAAUGGACCGGCUGAUGGCGAGGUCCAAGACAGCUUUAUCGUCGCCCCAGGCCGCGGCCGACCUCGAAAGGCUACAGGAGGAAUGGGAGACGGCAAGGCUCUGUCUGGACAUCUGCUCCAAGGCGAACGAGAACACGACAAAACGUCAAGGGGGACGAGGAGGUUAUGCAGUUCUUCGCCUCUACAACCGGAAAGAUCGUACAUGCCAAGGACAUAUCCCUAGGGCCCCGGGGGGUGCAGUUCGGGGGGCAACUCAGCGAUGCGUCGAUCCAACAGAUUUCGCGGGACUUUUCUCGCGCCGACAACAUGGCGCCAGCAGAUGCGACGCCAAGGGAUGCGACACCAGAGGUGGUCACACCGGCGGAUGCCGCUGGCGUCGCCGCGUUUUACGAUCGUUACGGUUCAGGCUUUAAGCUUGCUCUGCAAGAAUCUCAAGAAGACGCUUUGUCGUCGGCGACGGGGCAGCGGCGACAUUGAGAGACGGGGCCUUCGGCACAUAGAGGGGCUUAUUAAGUUCUGUUUUACCCUGAAUCGAGCAAGAGUGGACAGAACACGGGAUGUCGAUUGAAACUCUGCCGGUAAUCCUCUAUAUUCUACGAUCAACAAACUUGCAUCUCCGAGUUCUUCAGGGCAGAAAGAAGCGUGUAUAGCGAGGAGU